AUUUAUGGGCCUGUCUGCCUGUCGCCUGGGCGCUGGUCCCUCUUCUCUUCCCUCUUUCUUCUCCCUCUGCUCAGAUGAUUUACAUCGCUGUCCUUGUCUCUACCACUUCUUAUACUUCCAGUUUGCGGCUGCGCAGUGUUAUCUAUCGGCUUCCCCGCAAUAACCUCCCCCCACUUGGCUGACAGCAGGGUCCUGUUUAGCCCUUACCUGAUUGUUCGUGCUAGAAACAGUGAUGGCAUCCACCGUUCACGAUCCGCGUCUUCUCUACAGUAUCAACAACAUCCGUGCAUUCCAUCUGCAAAAUGGCGAAGAGUCAGAGCUCACCCCGUCCGGUCCUCAGACCCUUUCGCUCCUGAUGGUCCCCACUCGGACCACCAUGGCUGAGAAUCUCUCUAUACCUCCCCCUGAGACCUCUUCAGAAGAGGACUUCUACCUCCACCUGCACCUACCGCCGGAGCUGGACAUUGCACUCCCUGCAACCACCCAAAUCUUUCACCAGCCUCCCCAUAGCUACUUGAUCCCCCGGUGGGAUCUGGGCCCUGACGCGGGCGCGUUCAUUCGCAUCCAGUUUCCGGGAAUUGGCACCGGUCCUAACCAGGUGACGCAGGAUGAUGUGGAUACCUUUGAGACGAUUCUGGCUCAGUGCACGGCGUUCCUGGAACGCGCACCCCCGCCAGAUAACCAUGCUCCGUAUAACCCUGCAACGUAUGCGCCGGGGCAGGGGUAUGUUUCCUCCUCCAGUCCUGACCGAGAGGAUCCACAUGGGCGGAUUGUUCUGGUGGACGAGGAGGAUGGCAGCGUGGUCGGGGAGAUGGAAGGAUACGAUGUGAUCGAGAAACCUGGUGUCCGACCCGGUUCGAAAAGACCCGUUGAAGUCCAGCUUCCCUCAGAGGGUGAGGGCAACCAGGUCCAGAUCAGCAACGUGUCCGAAGAAUAUCUGCGAAUGUCCCGUCAUCCAGCUUACAGGAACUCAACCCUUGUCCAGACGUCAGCGUCAGCCUCUCGCUUGAUCGUAACCGGGUCCUCGUACAUCGCCAACGCCAUCGCCAGUGGAGCGGAUAGUUUCAUGAGAAACACCAAGCCCAAUCCCAAACCCAUGACAUUCUCCGAGACCACACACUCGCGCAUCAGACGGGUCGGUACAUUCUCGCAGGGCGCCGCCGACCUAUCCGCCAAGACGGUCGGUUCGGUAGGCAAGUACGCGCAGAACAUCGGCGCCUCGCUGUCCCGGCGCAAGGAGAACGGACAAAGAGGCGUGGACAGAAACGGAAACCAGUACCAGCCCGGCAUCCUGAACCGAUCUAUGAUCGCCUUCUCGACCCUGACCGACGGUAUCGAGCAGGGUGCUCGCAACGUGCUCAUCUCCGGCACCAACGCCGCCAGCUCCAUGAUCGGACAUCGCUAUGGCGACCAGGCGGGCUCCGUGGCCUCCGAUCUGACUGGCGGGGUCAAGAACGUCGGACUGGUGUACAUCGAUGCUGCGGGUGUCAGUCGCAAAGCGAUGCUGAAGUCCGUGGCUAGGGGCAUGGUCGUUGGCCGCAUGCGGAAUGGAAGACAGGUCCUCGUCGGCACCGGCGACGGCGGCGAUGUCCCCUCAGGAGCAGCGGCAGGCCCGAGUCGGACGCAGACAUUUCCGGGAGAUCGUGAGCCCGUCGUGAGACAUCAGUCGCCAACUCACACGCCUCCUCCCGCGUAUGGUGCUCCGGGCACGACCUCGCUUGGCGGUAUAUCGGGGGUAUCUAUGUCGGGGGGGAGACGUUGAUUUACUCUGCGGGGUUCAUCUGUUGUCUGCUAUCUACUGCCGCGGUUAAUGACUUUUUGUCUUGGUUUAUGAUGGAUUUGAUUUAAUGAUCUUAUGACUUGAUGCUCUCUGGGAAUAUAUGGGUUACGCCGCAGUGUUGCUAUGUAUUCUGCUCCUCGAACUGACUUUGAUAUGUGUUGUAACAAUUUCACUUCCAACUCGAUUCCAUAUUACAAUCUUCGUUGUUUUCUUGCUCUCCUUUUACGCAAUUGCAUACACACAUUCUCCUGACAGCCUUCCAUCCUCUUUCCUUCCAUCUCCUUUUCCCUCCGUCUUUCCUCCAACGCCC
Messenger RNA from Aspergillus heteromorphus CBS 117.55, 2090 nucleotides. RefSeq names its product senescence-associated domain-containing protein. Bases 233 to 1762 code for a protein of 509 amino acids. The transcript has 2 exons. Gene Ontology annotation, cellular component: plasma membrane. Gene Ontology annotation, biological process: cell division. Lineage: Eukaryota; Fungi; Ascomycota; Eurotiomycetes; Eurotiales; Aspergillaceae. The record is from RefSeq and is a predicted model, not a curated record.